Molecule: messenger RNA, 1185 nt
Organism: Cydia pomonella (codling moth)
Lineage: Eukaryota; Metazoa; Arthropoda; Insecta; Lepidoptera; Tortricidae
Gene: Gadd45
Product: growth arrest and DNA damage-inducible protein GADD45 alpha
Exons: 3
Coding region: 218-709 (163 amino acids)
Biological process (GO): regulation of cell cycle
Cellular component (GO): nucleus; cytoplasm
Source: RefSeq, a predicted model, not a curated record
CUACGCUCGAAGUGAUACCACGCCGGUUUAGCUCGCGAAGUUGUGAAAUUAUUGUGACAUAACUCAUUCAAGGUUCAACAAGUGGUAGUGAACCCAGCGCUUGGAUUGCACCAUUUUUAGUGAAAUUGUAGUGCUCCCUGUGAAAAUUCCCACAUACUCCAGGAAAGUGCCAGAAAUUAGUGAAAUUUACGAACUGAAAAGCAUCAAGUUAUCCAAUAUGUACAAGGAUUCAGUGGUUCCAGUGAAGAUGGAGAGCUUCAGCGGAGUGGCCGCGAAAAGCCCGAUGGGCCAAUGCAUCAAGACGGUGCUGCGGCGGGCGUGUGUUGAGAAGCGGCUGACCGUCGGCCUGCUGCCCGCCAUCCAGUACCUGUCCAGCAACAGCACGGGGGCGCUUUUCUGCUUCACCACCGAAGCACCCCCUGGAGACAGCGCUACACAUAUGCAGGAGGUGCUGCUACAAGCCUUCUGCGAUGAGAACGACAUCUAUGUCAUUAAGGUUGACUCAGAGGCCAAAAUGCGGAUGAUCCUCGGCUUCCCCGCAUUGGACUAUAGCUGCGUGUUGGUCCACUCUCCAUACACAGACCCCUUCAGCGACAGUCAAGAGAUCGACCCUUCAAUCCUCACGGACAGUGAGAAACACCUGAUCGACCACUGCGAGAGGAACUGGGGAUGCUCGCAGGUCCCAGUCAUCAAGCUACCCGAGAAGUGAACCCGAUAAAAAAAGAAAUUAAGAAAAAAAAAGAAAAAAUGUGAGAGAUACCUCUAUUGGUUUAUUUGCAACUUGGUUGCCCUGCCGGUCGGCCAUAUUUCAUAAGGCUUUGGCGUUUAACGCCAUCUAGUGUUCGGUAGCUGCACUAAGUCUUGUCCGCAUGGGCUUGAGAUGUUGUUGAUGAAAAGAUUUUGUGGAAUUGUGAAAUGUUUCUAAAAUCGGUUAAAUUGAUAUUUCUUGUAUUGUAAAUUGAUCGCCAUUUCGGCUUGUUUGUUUGUAAUAUCGAAGAGAAUUUGAAAUUAUCUUUGGUAAUAUUAACACGUUAUUGACUUCCUAAAAGAAAUGUUGUAUUAAAAUAUUAUAGCAAUAACAUAAAAGGAUAGUGAUAAUUAACUGCUAAGACGUUUUCUACUUUUGUAAUUAUAUGAACAGUAUUAUAAUUAUUAAAAAGAGUUUAAUAAAGAACAGUUACAUAA